This is a messenger RNA of Hylaeus anthracinus, 2232 nucleotides long. RefSeq names its product solute carrier family 35 member F2-like. Gene Ontology annotation, cellular component: membrane. Lineage: Eukaryota; Metazoa; Arthropoda; Insecta; Hymenoptera; Colletidae. Gene Ontology annotation, biological process: transmembrane transport. The transcript has 8 exons. Bases 177 to 1739 code for a protein of 520 amino acids. Gene Ontology annotation, molecular function: transmembrane transporter activity. The record is from RefSeq and is a predicted model, not a curated record.
ACUCUCUGCCAGAGCGUUCAACGACACCGCUUUCAAAAAUCGACCGAGUAAAACACCGCGAGAUCGCGCGAAUUAACGGGGGAUCUCGUAUCUUGUCGGAUCGUCUGAAAAGUCGAAGAAAGUUGUUCGUCCUGAACGAUCGAUCGAUCUAAACGGAGGUCGCGGAGCAGCUGGGAAUGGGCCGCACUGUAAAAAGUCCAUCGAUCCUCCGUCCUGUGACACGCGAUCGAUGCGAACUCGAGAAUAACGUAAAGAUGUCGGGGAACAACACAACGGUGUACGCAGUUUCUCAUGGCGUAUGGAAAAACGAAAAAGUCCCUCCUUGCUGGAAGUCCCGUUGGAGGGAAAGAGGUCGCGCAUGCGUCCCUAUUCUAGCACCAGCGGUUAGGAGCCUCAGGGCGGAAAUGCACCACUGCAUGGGAGUGUCAGCAGGCGAUCGUCGCUGUGGCCAAAAUACGGCGAUGCAGGCCAGGAACGGGGUCUGCGACAAAAUCGAAAAUUACAUAUCCGAGCUCGGACAGUGGGCAGUAUGGAGAGCGAUAAUAAUGGGACAGUUCUUGUCCCUGGUGUUGUGUUUUAUGACGCUCGCAAAUCAUUUCAUCAACACUACGUUGGACUUCUCUCUUCCGACCGGACAGAAUCUUCCUCAUUACAUUAUGAUGUGCCUUGUAUACACAACCUGGAUGUCCUGCAGAAAAGUGGGAAACGGCCUAAUUUCAGUCAUAAGGGCCCGAGGAUGGAGGUACUUGUUGUUGGCACUCAUUGACGUCGAAGCAUGCACACUUGUAACAACCUCGCAUCGAUUCACCAGCUUAGCUAGCAUACAGUUGCUCGACUGUGUCGCCAUACCGGUCGCACUGGCACUUUCGUGCUUGGUAUUGGGAGUGAGGUACCGAAUGGUGCACAUCGUCGGCGUUUCCGUUUGUUUGAUGGGGGUGGGAUGCUUGGUCUGGGCAGGCAUCGAGGACAAUAAGGAUCCUGCGACUAUAGGAAAAAAUCAGCUCGUCGGGGACAUGCUGUGCCUCGCAGGUGCGGUACUGUUCUCGAUAACUACGGUGCUGCAGGAAUUAGCCGUCAAGACCGUCGAUAUCAUCGAGUAUCUAGGCAUGAUCGGUUUCUUCGGGACGAUACUGAGCUGUCUGCAGAUCGGCGUGCUGGAAAGUAUGAAGUUGGAGCAGUUUCACUGGCACGACGCGCCGCUGAUUAUAUGCCUAAUAAUUUACUGCAUCACGCAGUUCGUGUUCUUCUCUUUGGUGCCGGUUAUAUUGUUCGAGUCCGGCGCGACGGCGUUACAGCUAGCGUUGUUGACAGCGGACUCGUUCAGCGUUUUCGCCGGCAUGUUGAUCCAUGAAUACAAGUUUCACGCAUUGUAUUUCGUGUCGUACGCCCUCACAAUGAUUGGCAUAUACAUUUACGCAAUAAAGAGGACACCCAUGUCGUCGAACACCCGGAGACAGCACGUUGAACUCCCUGCUCCAGAUUACAGUGACGUCAUUUUAAGACACAUGUCUCAUCCCGACGUCGGUGAGGUGGAAAUGGCGACGAGUUCGGGAAUGUCUGGCGCAAGCGGUACCCUGGACGUAAGAGCGUCCACCCUUGAAAGCGAAAGGGAAACAAUGGAAGCGACGAGUUUGCCACCGAGCGUAAGCUCGGACACAGCCUUCACGUCAUUCUACGGAAGCUACUACGAUUCAGAGGCGUGUUCAAACUUUUACAAGAAAUUUGAAAACCGACGAUAGCCAUAACGGUGUCCCCGGUACGCGAUGUUACCCAAUUAACGACAAAUAGAUAUGUCUUCGUCGAUUAUGUUCGUAACACACGUUAACGCGUGCCCCGCCCGUCUCCCUUCGAUUAAUCAAAACGUUUUUCUAAGAAUGAAACCGUUUUAAUAUCCAUCAGUGAUACAAACGCGAUGCUCAUUGCUGAUUUGAAUAUUUAUCGAGAUAUAAGUAUUAUAUAUCCUUGUUGUUCAAGAUAGUUUGUAAAAUAUAAGAGUAAUACAAUCGAUUGUUACUCCAUUCAGAUACUAGAUUCAGAAACGAACGUUGACUAAUUUCUCGUUGUUAAGUAAUACAUGUAUAAAUCGUUGAUACUUAUUUGACUAUGAUUCUCUCGACUAGAUUUCGUUCGCCGAGUACAUUGCGCAGAACUUACAUUGUAUCGUCCAUAUCGUCCAUCAAAAGGUUAUUUCAUGCAUUGUGUAUAUUUUUUUGAAAUAAAGUAUUAAACGAA